Eremothecium sinecaudum is the source of this 1131-nucleotide messenger RNA. It is a transcript of the gene ADH3, whose product is annotated as alcohol dehydrogenase ADH3. Gene Ontology annotation, molecular function: oxidoreductase activity; zinc ion binding. The record is from RefSeq and is a predicted model, not a curated record. Lineage: Eukaryota; Fungi; Ascomycota; Saccharomycetes; Saccharomycetales; Saccharomycetaceae. Bases 1 to 1131 code for a protein of 376 amino acids. The transcript has a single exon.
AUGUUUAGAUUAGCUAAUUCGCAAUCUUUCAGGCCAUUUGUCGGGGUAGUUCGCCCACUUACCUUAAGAUUAGUAUCGACCGUGAGUACGAUUCCAAAGACCCAAAAAGCCGUUAUUUUCUACGAAAAUGGCGGGGAACUACAUUAUAAGGAUAUUCCUGUUCCAAAACCCAAGCCAAAUGAACUGUUGAUAAAUGUUAAGUACUCAGGUGUUUGUCAUACUGAUUUACACGCUUGGAAGGGUGACUGGCCACUGGCUACUAAGCUGCCUUUAGUUGGCGGUCAUGAAGGUGCAGGUGUUGUUGUUGGUAUGGGUGAAAGUGUUAGGGGUUGGAAAAUCGGUGAUCUUGCGGGAAUCAAGUGGCUGAAUGGAUCAUGUAUGUCUUGUGAAUACUGUGAACAAUCUCAUGAAUCCAACUGUCCAGAGGCCGAUUUGUCUGGUUACACUCAUGAUGGUUCUUUCCAACAAUAUGCAACUGCGGAUGCUGUUCAGGCUGCUAAAAUCCCAGAUGGUACUAACUUAGCCGAAGUUGCUCCGAUUUUAUGUGCGGGUAUCACUGUUUACAAGGCAUUGAAGACAUCAGGUGUAAAGAGUGGUGAAUGGGUAGCGAUUUCGGGUGCAGCAGGUGGUUUAGGAUCUUUGGCUGUGCAAUAUGCAAAGGCUAUGGGUUUCCGUGUUUUAGGUAUUGAUGGUGGUGAGGACAAGGGUCAGUUAGUGAAAUCAUUAGGAGCUGACCACUUUGUGGAUUACACGAAGACAAACGAUGUUGUUGAUGCAAUCCUUAAGGCUACAAGUGGGGGCCCACACGGUGUGAUCAAUGUCUCAGUGUCUGAGAAGGCUAUUGCGCAAUCUGUUGAAUAUGUUCGUCCCACAGGAACUGUUGUUCUAGUUGGUUUACCGGCUAAUGCAGUAAUCUCUUCGGAGAUUUUCUCGCAUGUCAUAAAAACAAUAAACAUAAAGGGCUCAUAUGUGGGAAACCGUGCGGACACUAGGGAAGCUAUUGACUUCUACACUAGAGGUUUGGUAAAAUCACCUAUCCGUGUGAUUGGCUUGUCAGAGUUACCUCAUGCAUACGAGCUUAUGGAGAAGGGUAAAGUUUUGGGUCGUAUAGUCGUCGACACCUCAAAAUAA